GAGGCAGCUUCCCUCCCGUGGCAACCUCCUGAGCAUUGGCCUGAACCCCCUGUGGCCUCUUCUGAACCCUGACCUUCAGCAGGCUGAGACGCAGAACAGCGCCCCCACCCCCAGGGUCUGUGGUUUGAGUGAGGAAAGCGAUUUCGUAAAAACAGGAGCCUGGCCGCAGCCUGGUCCGUCGCUGGCUGAGUCACGCCUGAAAGAGGAGGGGAAAGCCAGAGCCCCAAGCCCCUUGGAUUUCAAGCUGGCCCAGGUUCCAGUGUGAUGUCGCUGAAGCCAUGGCCUGAGGAGUUCAGGAGGGGUGCCUGGGGACAGCAAAAAAGGAAAGCCCUGGACCUCUAGGCCUGGGUGAGUCAGAGGCUGGGGCCUCCUUCUCUCCUGGACACGGAGGAGGCUGCUGCGUCCCGCUCGCGCUCACAGUCACGCCGUCCCGAGCCCGAGCUCCCGCCAGCCGGCCGCGAUGCCAACCCCCAGCCUGGCGACGGUGAGCGGACAGGCGCUGCCAGCCUUCCUGCUCUGCAGCACGCUGCUGGUCAUCAAGAUGUACGUGGUGGCGGUCAUCACAGGCCAAGUGAGGCUGCGGAAGAAGGCUUUCGCCAACCCCGAGGACGCCCUGAGGCACGGAGGCCUCAAGUACUGCCGGAGCGACCCCGACGUGGAGCGCUGUCUCAGAGCCCACCGCAAUGACAUGGAGACCAUCUACCCCUUCCUCUUCCUGGGCCUGGUCUACGCGUUCCUGGGGCCCAGCCCUGUGGCUGCCUGGACGCACUUCCUGGUCUUCCUCCUGGGCCGCCUGGUGCACACCGUGGCCUACCUGGGGAAGCUGCGGGCACCCAUCCGCUCCGUGUCCUACACCCUGGCCCAACUGCCCUGUGCCUCCAUGGCCCUGCAGAUCCUUUGGGAAGCAGCCCGCCACCUGUGACCAGCAGCUGACGCCUCCUCAACCACCAGACCAUGGGCAAGAGCCGCCAUGACUGUCCCUGGGGACCCCGUGUCCCUUCCAGAUGGUGAUGGGCUCCAGGUCCUGGCUCCUCAACCUGCUCAGGGUGUGGAUCCUUGAACCCAGUGGUCCUGUGCGUGUGUGUGUGUGUGUGUGUGUGUGUGUGUGUGUGUCUUAGCCCUGUGGAUUCCUGGAUAAAGUGACCCAUUGCAGAACUGAUGGAAAAUCCUUCAGUUCAAUACCAGCCUUAACCCCCUCCCUCCUUGAGUGACCACAGGGGAGACUGAAGUGUGGACUUCACAGGCCCAUGCGAGAGACCCUGGCCCAGCUGAUCUGGGGGAAGGCCUGGCCCUCUGUGUUUUGUAACAGUCAGCAAGAGGGCCCAGGCAAUGGCCAGGCCUGGGACAGCCAGUCCCCUCCAGAGAUAGGGCCAGGGGCCAGCAGGGUGCUUGCGGCCCCUUUGGAGGAAGGAAGUCCACAGGGCGGGCGGGGUUAUGCUUCUGGGCUCCCUGCAAACACUUUUUUGCCAUCUGCCCGAAUACCUCUGCUGGAUCCCUCUCUGACUCGGGUGUGGCUGGGAGGGUCCGAGGCCAGGGCAGCCUUCUCUAAGGCUUCACUCCCUCCAAGGGGCUUCAGUCAAGGACAAUGGGCUUUGAGUGACCAACCACUAAAAGGAACUUUCUGGCUCCUUCAGUAUCUGUGAGGUUUGAACACUGCGGAUUUCCACUGCUGUGGGGAUCGUGUGUGUUUCCUCUCCUAGGUUCUGGUCUCGAUGUGUAUGGUAGUUUUUAAUCAUUAAACAGCAGGGUCUGACCCAUGUGGCCACCA
Molecule: messenger RNA, 1768 nt
Organism: Sciurus carolinensis (gray squirrel)
Lineage: Eukaryota; Metazoa; Chordata; Mammalia; Rodentia; Sciuridae
Gene: Ptges
Product: prostaglandin E synthase
Exons: 5
Coding region: 461-922 (153 amino acids)
Biological process (GO): prostaglandin biosynthetic process
Cellular component (GO): membrane
Molecular function (GO): prostaglandin-E synthase activity
Source: RefSeq, a predicted model, not a curated record